CCUCCAGGGGGCUGAGGAGUUUCUGAGCCGGGGCGCUAGGCACCGGCUGCUGCAGAGAGACGGGUCUCCAGGCGGAGCGCUGCCAACCGGAUUCAGCCCAGGUUUUCCCCGGUCCGGGCUUGUCAUUGCCUGGGACACCUGGUCCCUCUGGCGCACCACGCAGCUGGCUGUGACUGCAACCCUGAACCUGGACACUCGCACCAGGGUUUCAUUUUUGGAUAAUUUAUACUGACUUGUCUUCAAGUUACUGACAUUGCACUGUGGUAUAUGCAGGAAUCCUAAAACCAAAAUACUAAAUUGAAAAUAAACAUGGCUCAUCACAUUACAUUUCUUUGGAUAGUUCUUGUUCUGCUUCUUCAGAAUUUUGUAUUAGCUGAAGAUGGGGAAAUAAGAUCAAGUUGCCGAACGGCUCCAACAGACUUAGUUUUCAUCUUAGAUGGCUCUUACAGUGUGGGCCCAGAAAACUUUGAAAUAGUGAAAAAAUGGCUUGUUAAUAUCACAAAAAACUUUGACAUAGGACCCAAGUUUAUUCAGGUUGGGGUGGUUCAGUAUAGCGACUACCCUGUGCUGGAGAUUCCCCUGGGAAGUUAUGCUUCAGGAGAGAAUUUGAUAGCAGCCAUGGAGUCCAUCCACUACUUAGGAGGAAACACGAGGACCGGAAAGGCCAUCCAGUUUGCACUGGAUUACCUUUUUGCCAAAUCCUCACGAUUUCUGACCAAGAUAGCAGUGGUGCUUACGGAUGGCAAAUCCCAAGAUGAAGUCAAGGAUGCGGCAGAAGCAGCAAGAGACAAUAAAAUAACACUGUUCGCCAUCGGCGUUGGAUCAGAAACAGAAGAUGCGGAACUCAGAGCCAUUGCCAACAAGCCUUCCUCAAAAUACGUCUUCUAUGUGGAGGACUAUAUCGCCAUAUCCAAAAUAAGGGAAAUAAUGAAGCAAAAGCUUUGUGAAGAAUCUGUCUGUCCAACACGAAUUCCUGUGGCAGCUCGCGAUGAGAAGGGUUUUGAUAUUCUUUUAGGUUUAGGUGUAAAGAAAAAGGUUAAGAAAAGAAUUCAGCUCUCACCAACAAAGAUAAAAGGAUAUGAAAUAACAUCAAAAGUUGAUCUAUCAGAAUUUACAAGCAAUGUUUUCCCAGAAGGUCUUCCUCCAUCCUAUGUAUUUGUUUCUACUCAGAGAUUUAAAGUCAAGAAAGUGUGGGAUUUAUGGAGAAUAUUAACCAUUGAUGGAAAACCACAAAUAGCAGUUACCUUAAAUGGUGUGGACAAAACAUUAUCAUUUACAACAACCAGUGUAAUUAAUGGCUCACAAGUGGCCACCUUCACUGACCCUCAAGUUAAGACAUUAUUUGAUGAAGGCUGGCAUCAAAUUCGUCUCUUAGUAACAGAGCAAGAUGUAACUCUGUUUAUUGAUGAUCAACAAAUUGACAAUAAGCCCUUACAUCCAUCUUUAGGGAUCUUCAUCAGUGGGCAAACCCAAAUUGGAAAAUACUCUGGGAAAGAAGAAACUGUUCAGUUUGAUGUCCAAAAGUUGCGAAUCUACUGUGACCCAGAGCAGAACAACCGCGAGACAGCAUGUGAGAUUCCUGGAUUUAAUGGAGAGUGCCUUAAUGGUCCAAGUGACGUAGGUUCGACUCCAGCUCCCUGUAUCUGUCCUCCAGGAAAUCCAGGACUACAAGGUCCCAAAGGUGACCCUGGACUGCCUGGGAACCCUGGCUACCCUGGACAACCUGGUCAAGAUGGUAAGCCUGGAUAUCAGGGAAUCUCAGGAUCACCAGGUGUUCCAGGACCUCCAGGAAUGCAAGGCUCUCAAGGACUACCAGGUUACAAAGGAGAACCAGGGAGAGAUGGCCAAAAGGGUGACCGUGGACUUCCUGGUUUUCCUGGGCUUCAUGGAAUGCCAGGAUCAAAGGGUGAAAUGGGCCCCAAAGGAGAUAAAGGAUCCCCGGGAUUUUAUGGCAAAAAGGGUGCAAAAGGUGAAAAGGGGAAUGCUGGUUUUCCUGGCCUUCCUGGACGUGCUGGAGAACCCGGAAGACAUGGAAAAGAUGGAUUAAUGGGUAUUCCUGGUUUCAAGGGAGAAGCAGGAUCCCCAGGUGCACCAGGGCAGGAUGGACCACGGGGAGAGCCUGGAAUCCCAGGAUUUCCUGGAAACCAAGGAUUAAUGGGCCAAAAGGGAGAAAUUGGACCUCCAGGACCACUAGGAAAAAAAGGAGCUCCAGGGAUACCAGGUUUGAUGGGAAGCAGUGGCUCACCAGGUCAGCCUGGCACACCAGGAUUGAAGGGAAGCAAAGGUGAGCCUGGACUUCAAGGAAUACCUGGACCUUCUGGGCUCAAGGGAGAACCAGGAGCAAGAGGUCUCCCAGGGGAACCUGGAUAUAUGGGCCUACCGGGAAUUCAAGGAAAAGCGGGGGACAAAGGAAAUCAAGGAGAAAAAGGCAGUCAGGGACAGAAAGGAGAAACUGGAAGACAAGGGAUUCCUGGGCAACAGGGAGUUCAAGGCCAUCAUGGUGCAAAAGGAGAGAGAGGUGAAAAGGGAGAACCUGGAAUCAGAGGUGCCAUUGGACCGAAAGGAGAAUCUGGGGUGGAUGGCCUGAUGGGGCCUGUGGGUCCUAAGGGGCAGCGUGGGGAAGCGGGUCCUCAGGGACCUCCAGGAUUGGAUGGAAAGCCUGGAAGAGAAUUUUCAGAACAGUUUAUUCGUCAAGUUUGCACUGAUGUGUUAAGAGCUCAGCUACCAGUCUUACUUCAGAGUGGCAGAAUUCAAAAUUGUGAUCACUGCCAAUCUCAGCGUGGUUCCCCAGGUGUUCCUGGGCCACCUGGUCCCAUAGGCCCUGAAGGUCCCCGAGGAUUUCCUGGAUUGCCAGGAAGAGAUGGCGUUCCUGGACUAAUAGGUGCCCCUGGACGUCCUGGUGCCAGAGGACUAAAAGGCCUACCAGGGAGAAAUGGGGCAAAGGGGAGCCAAGGGUUUGGGUAUCCUGGAGAGCAAGGUCCUCCUGGUCCCCCAGGUCCUGAGGGUCCUCCUGGAAUAAGCAAAGAAGGUCCUCAAGGAGACCCAGGAAUCCCUGGCAAGGAUGGAGAUCAUGGGAAGCCUGGAAUCCAAGGGCAGCCAGGCCCCCCGGGGAUCUGUGAUCCAUCGCUGUGUUUUAGUGUGAUUGUUGGAAGAGAUCCCUUUAGAAAAGGACCGAACUAUUAGUCUGAUGCCUCAUUCAGCAACCUAGGCAUGGUGCUUUUCUUUUGUGGUCUUUUACAUCUCAGGAAGAUAACCAGCAGUAAUCCCUUGAAGAGUAACUAAAGUACCUCGGUGUUUUUAUUUUAUUUUUUCCUUAAGGAAAAUUAUAUAAAAGGUCACAUACUGAUUUAAAAGGCUCCGCAAUAAUUUGGAGCCUUGAGAUUAGUAGCAUUAAUUAAGUCUCAAGGGUUUCUUGUGAAGUCCAUUUGUUUUAAUCAAAGUUGAAUAUAAAAAUCCACCAUUGCCUGUUAACCAGUCCAUUUGUCACUGUGAAAUACUUCACAUUCAGUCUCCAUGCAGGGGACUUUUGAGUUUGUGCUUGUGUGUAUUUCAUGUUGCAUAUCAUAGCUCAUGUGUCAUAUUAGCCAAAAUGUAUCUGGUCAUUGGAAACAAGAUCAGGGCUCAUAUUCAUCUAGGAUAGAUAGUGCAAUUGGCCCUCUGUAUCCAUGAAUUUAACUAACAGUGAGUUGAAAAUUUUGUUUUUUUAACUGUGUCAGUACUGAACAUGUAUAGACUUUUUCCUUGUCAUUAUUCCCUAAACAAUACAAUAUAAUAACUAUUUACAUAGCAUUUAUCUUGUGUUAGGUAUUAUAAGUAAUCUAGAGAUGAUUAUUUAAAGUACAUGGGAGGAUGUGCAUGGCUAUGUCCAAAUACUAUGCCAUUUUAUAAAAGGGACUUAAGUAUCUGUGGAUUUGGUGUCCGUGGGGCGUUGGUAGAAGUCCUGGAACCAACCCCCUAAGGAUACUGUGGUAGGAUUGUGUUGUCACAUGAGUCAUUUACUUUGGUGUCUGUGCUUAUUUUGUUUAGGGUCAGUGGACUUCUUGUUGUUCAGUGUUUUUAAUAUCACCUCUGAAUACAUUUAAUGUGUUUCUUAUUUCACUUUCAAACUCCAAAAUCAGAUCCAUGAUAAUGCUAAGAAAGUGUACUGCCUACAUUUGAAUGGUCCCAAUUAACUAACAUUAAAAAUAUUUUAAAAGUAAUGUUUCAGUGUAUAAUAUAUUCAAAGGAAACAUCACUUCAGAAGAACUAAGAAGACUUCAUACUUACUGAUUAAUUGAAAUGUUUGUUGUAUGCCUUCAUUUUUCAUUUCACUUAUAUGUGUAUGUUCAUGUAUGUUAUUUUCAUUUUAGCAAAGCUAAAGGGAAUAAAUGCUGUAGUUGAAAGAUUAUUCCAUAAAAAGAUUAUUCCAUAAAUCUUAGUAUGUUUUCAUAUCUUUAGUACACUUCAAACUAUUACAAACAGUCUUUGUGUACUGUACUUAAUGCUUUUGUAAGGAACAGAAUUGAGAUAUUUUGUCUUUGUCAUGCUCAAAAUUUUGUUACAUUCUUGUUAUCGGAGUACAAUAAAGUUUUGUAUGAGCCUGA
Messenger RNA from Marmota monax (woodchuck), 4583 nucleotides. It is a transcript of the gene Col21a1, whose product is annotated as collagen type XXI alpha 1 chain. The coding region runs from base 310 to 3183 and encodes 957 amino acids. The record is from RefSeq and is a predicted model, not a curated record. NCBI's taxonomy places the organism in Eukaryota, Metazoa, Chordata, Mammalia, Rodentia, Sciuridae. The transcript is spliced from 31 exons.